Molecule: messenger RNA, 996 nt
Organism: Bacidia gigantensis
Lineage: Eukaryota; Fungi; Ascomycota; Lecanoromycetes; Lecanorales; Ramalinaceae
Exons: 1
Coding region: 1-996 (331 amino acids)
Biological process (GO): DNA repair
Source: RefSeq, a predicted model, not a curated record
AUGGCUACCAAACGGAAACUCGACAAUUUCUUCACUCCAAUUGACAGCAAGAAAGCCCGCACGAGCUAUAAUGAUGCCCCUGCACCAUCACCACCGCCAAUAGGACCCAACGCCUCGAAACAUCGUUCCUAUCCUUUCCCCGUCCCCCAUUUGCCCGAAGAUAUCAUGAGUGCCCUAGGCUCUGUACCAGAAUCACACUCAACAGUCAUCAAUGAUCAGCUUGAUCUUGACCUGCUCUACUUUCAGCCAUUCAUUCCAAAAUCGAUUGAGCAUGGGCUCUUCGAAUUCCUACGGAAGGAACUCUUCUUCUACAGAGUGAAAUACAAGAUCAAACGAGGUGGCUUUGAAACCGAUAUCAACACUCCCCGAUUCACCACAGUCUUUGGGGUCGAUUCUUCAGCUCGUUGGACUGAAGAAGGAGAUCUCAUGGACAGCCAAACAAGCAAGCCAGUACCAAAAGAUCGGUGGAAGUGCACCCCAAGACCAUUACCACAAUGUCUUGACCAUCUCCGUCAAUUGACAGAAAUAUUUACUGGCGCGACCUACAACUUCUGCCUUGUCAAUUACUACGCCAAUGGUGCAGAUAGUAUCAGCUACCAUCGCGAUGAUGAGCGUUUCCUUGGUCCUGAUCCAUCAAUAGCCUCCUUUUCUUUGGGCGCCACGCGUGACUUCUGCUUAAAGCACAAGCCGAUUCCUCCAAAAGAUGGCGAGCCACCUCCGGAACAGAAUCUCAAGCCACCAUUGAAGCUGCCUUUGGCGAGUGGGGAUAUGGUUCUCAUGAGGGGCAAGACCCAGUCUUGCUGGCUGCAUAGCUUACCAAAGAGAAAGGGGAAAGGAAGUGAGGGAGGCAGAAUUAAUAUCACAUUCCGACAAGGGGUCAAACCCUAUGCAACAGAAAAUUACAUGCAGUACAAUGUCGGAGACGGAUGUGUGUAUAAGUGGGAUCCGCGGAAAAGGCAAAUGAAUGAAUGGCACGGGCAGGUCAACCAUGCGUAA